AUGUGGCCCCCGAGCCGUAGUUUGCCCAGAUUCAUUUACCUUCUUGAUAGUGCAAAAAGCCGAUAUCGCCUUGCCGCUGAGCAUCACCGGCUGAGGGCUGUUGAGUUUACGGAAAUUGUGGUCAUGGAGGAGUUCGUCGUGUCCUACAAACGACCAGACUUGCAAUCCGAUAUCACAGGAUUCAUCAAGCCUUUUGCUCCUAUGGUGUGGCUGACGGUGCUCCUCGCAGCCCUGGUCGUCUGCGCACUUACCUGGGUCAUUCUCCGGGCGCAGUCCAAGCUUACGAGAAAAGUCAUCGGCGGUCUGUGGCUUCUCGUGGCUUUCGUCCUGGUUUCAGUCUACCGCGGGAAUCUCAAGGCCAUGCUCAUCCUGCCGAAGGUGGAGCUGCCCUUCAACAGCCUGCAGGAGCUAGCUCGCUCUGACGUCCGGGUGUGGAGUCCCGGGAAUCACAUCGCUCUGCAGAUGAUUAUGGCCGCCCCUCCGGACUCGGUGUACGGCUUGAUCGCCCAGAGGAGCUACACCCACAUGAGGAUCGCCGAGGGAGUCCAACUCGUGUACGAGGGGAAGCACGCCGCCGUCACCUUGAUGUUGGCAGCGCUGGAUAAUAUGGAUAAGACGUUCUCGAGGACUUCCGCAUGCCCCUUAUAUGUGGUGGCUGAGCGCUUCUUGAAGACAAACAGCAUGGGGCUUCCGAUUCGCAAGGGAAGCGAACUCAAGCCGAAGUUGGAUAGAGCGAUCACGAGGCUGAGAGAAUUUGGGAUUCUUGAGCACAUCAUCCAGAAGAAACUCGCUAAUGGAACCAUCUGCAUGAAACCGCUGAGUCAUACCGUCACAGCUGGUGCGCUGAGACCUCUCGAUAUAGUGGACUUCUUUGGCGUCUUUGCCAUCUAUGCUGGUGAAAACAGAGUAUAUGUGAACAUCGUUGGUCCUGUUUUGUGUGGACAGCGCUUGUGUUGCCUUGGAGUGCCAGGCACUUUUGAUGCACACAGAGAUACCGUGAUCAAUCAUCGAGACAAAGAGCAAUCAGGGAGAUGCACAAGGAUAGAGGGGAUCUCAGCUUAG
Penaeus vannamei (Pacific white shrimp) is the source of this 1062-nucleotide messenger RNA. NCBI's taxonomy places the organism in Eukaryota, Metazoa, Arthropoda, Malacostraca, Decapoda, Penaeidae. The record is from RefSeq and is a predicted model, not a curated record.